AAUUUUGCAUUUAAAAGAUUUUAAUAAGGUUGUGUUAUCUUUCUUGGAUCUUAAAACUGCAAUCCUUGGAAGAUACUUUAAUGGUACAAUUUAUGAACAUCACUAAUACAGAUUAAAUUAAAAAUAUAGGGUUUAAAUCAUCUAAGAAACUGGCAUAAGUGGAAGAGAAUGUUUAACUAAUGUGUGGAAUAUUUCUACUUUUUAAAAAUUAUAUGCCUCAUGAACACUAUUGCAGUUAAGAAUAAUUGAUCCAUAAGCAUUUGCAUAAUGUGGCACUUCUAGGUAUUAAGUAAGAAAUGAAGGAAAUAAAUUCAGUAUGAGAUAACUAACUGCAAGAUUGCUUUCAGGAUGCUACAUAGUGAAAAAAUAUUUUGAGCUCAGGUCUUCCCCCUACAUACCAUUAUUGCUCUCAUGACUGCUUAAAAUACUUGUUUUUUUAAAAAUUCCAUAAAGAGUUACAUAAAUUAUAAUUAUAAAUUAUUUGCCUUAAAAUAAUAUUUAGUGCUAAUAAGGUGUAAAAAUAUGGUGAAAUGAGAAAUGCAUAUUAAGGCUGGUAAAAAAUACUGUCCAAUGUAGAAUGUAUAUCUUGAAACUGAUUUGAUGUUGACCAUGGCACUUCAUGACUGACCACAAUCCUAUUUGCCUUUGGGAAUAAGCCAGGUAAUGACCAUGAACAUUUAGUAAAGUAAUGAAAGUUUAACACUGUUUAGCUUAAUGUCAAUAGAGUUAGACAGAGUUAGAGUUAAAGUUAGAUCAUUGCCCUCCAAUAACUCCUUUGAUUAUCUCCCCUCCUCACUGAACAUCAUAUCCAGAUUAGAAAUAAAAAAAUGUGCUUUCUUAAACAGGAUACUUACAAAAAUGCAGAUUUACAAAAUUGCAAUGUUUGUCAUUUUUGUUUAACUUAGGUAAAACAUCUUUUUUAUGAAUGAAAAUAACAUCACAACUUGUUGACAAUAGCUCAAAGACAUUUGUAUAAACUCCUAGGAAGAAAUCACUACUUAAUCUCAUUUUAUAUUUCAAAAAUCUUAUUUUACAAAUGGCUUUAAUCCAGAUAGAUUCUUUGAGCCAUCAUCAUUACUGUUAAUUUGGAUUUUUUUAUGUAUAUUUCUAUAAAUUUCUGUUCCCCAUCAAAAAUGCCUUUUCUUUUGUAUUUCAUAGUUCUCACAUUUCAGUGUUCUAAAUUAUUUGCCAACACUGGCAUGUUCGUUCACUGUUUCCUAUGCUAAAGUAAGUUUUUUGCAAUUCUUCUACACAUGUUCAGGUCUCUUCCUUAUGCUUACUAAUAUCUCUUCUCUGAAACUUAGCUUAUAUUUCACCUUACAUCUAUAUUCUACAGUUAUAUUUUCUCUGCAGUUUUUUUUACCUUUCCUUCACUUCUGAAUAGAUAUAUAGAGCAUUGUGUUCUAAAGGUACAUAUUCACAGCAUAGAUAAACCCCCAAAUGACCUCAAUGGCUCUCAGAGAAUGCUAACGACUAGAUGACUGCAAAGAAAUAUAAUCCUUCCAUUCCACCCUUUCCAUUCUGUCAGAAUCUAUUGUUCCAUCCCACCACCAUUCAGUCACAAUUGAUGAAGCUUCUUGAAUGAGAAGUGAAGUGUCUUCCUCCUCAAAGAAAAACAGUACAGUUGCCUUUUGAAAAAAAAGAGCAGCUUUGAGACAUCUAUCAUUAAUACUUUAAUUAUAUUAAACAGCUACUUAUUAACUUCACCUUAGCUUUGAUAUUGCAACUGCCAUUAGGAAAAUCAUCAGAGAGAUAACAAAAGUCAGGCCACUUUAGCAAGGCUUUUAGGAAAACAAGAGAUUUGAUGAAAUAAUGAAUGCUAAGCUAAGUACUGGCCAAUUAUUCAAUAAAGAGAAAUUAUAUAGAGAAACUGCAUAGGGAAACACUGUAUAUGAAUGGAAAGAAAGAGGUAAUAUUGAGGGAGAGAAGCAAAUAGAUAACUGAUAAUAAUCUAUGUUGGCUGGGUACUUCUGAGAGUUGAAGUCAACCCCUCUUGAAGUUGCUAGGGUUAAGACAUACUGGUCUAUAGUUAUCAAGCAAGAGAAAUUAUUUCUGGAAGAAAACAAGAGUUUGCAGAAGGUCCCUCAUCGAAAAUAUCAAACAAGUUAAUGGUCCUGAGAAACAUAUUACUAUUUCUUAAUAGCUACAGGUCAAUACAGAUAGUCCUUGACUUACAACCAUUCAAUUAACAACUGUUCAGUUACGAUGGCCACACCACCGCCACUUGCAGUCAUGCGAUCACAUUUUGGGCAAUUGUUAACUGACUCAUCUUGACAACUGUUUACAGCAUCCCAUGGUCACGUGACUGCAAUUUUGGGGGGGGGCUGGUUUCUAGCAUUUACUUGCAGUUUCCAGCAAAAUAAUACAUAUUGGGGACAACUGAUUCGUUUAAUGACUGCCAUUCACUUAAUGACUGCUGUAUUUGCUUAACAACUGCCACAAAAAAGUGGAAAAAAAAUCAGGUCCAAUCAUGUGAUGCCUUGACUUAUAACCAGAACAAUUCACAACUGUCAUUGUGGGCUCAAUUAGAGUCAUAUGUCAAGGACUAUCUGUAUAAAUAAUGUUCAAGUACUGCCAUCCUUUGUAUACUUUGAUAAUAGUUCAAUUUUUACAGAGAAUUUAUAAGAUCUGUAAUCUUUAAUUCUAGAUCAAGACAGAAAGUGUAUGAUCUUCCUGUUGACAGCUUUUAGCAGUCCAUUAUCAAUUGUGAUUAGAUUGGUAAUCCAAUAUAUAGGGGACCAUUGGUCCUCCACCCAUUUCCUAGAUGAUGUGUUAUUAGGAAAAUAAAAUCUAUUGUUAUUGUUUUAAGUAAUAUAAUUUAAUUCUAACAUGUCCUUUCAUAUAUUUUUUGUCUUUACAUUCUCUUAAGAUUUCUUUUUCAGCAUCCCUGUGCCCUGUCUCUGUAUGGAUCAGUUGGUGUCAAAAUCCUUUCUAGAUAACUAACCAAGUCACUUAUGUGUGAAAAAAAUAAUGUGUGUGAACAGAAUGAAUAAUCACUUUUUCCCAGACCUAUUUCUAAGGCAUUAUUAUAACAAUUAUAUUUCUCGUUUUCUCUUGCAGAAGGAUAUUAAAUUUUGUCAGCCUUUAUGACAUAUAUAAAAAAAGUAAUACUUCAUUUUCAGAAAACUGGAUGACUGCAGUAAGAGUUUUGCUAAUAGAUGCCAGUCUUUCAUAGGGCACCAGUUCAGAUCUUAUGGGAACUGACUAGAACUGAAAAUUAUCAUCUGAAAGUGGUUUAGUGCUCUUUGUGAAAAUUGCUAACAUAAUAAAUUCUUCAUCUGUUAGAGAAAAGUGAAAAUACAGGGUGGUUGAUUGAGUUUGAAAGCAAAGAUUAGUCAUUUCUUCUUAAGAAUGCCCAUAAUCCUGAAUGGAAUAUUAAAAGAUGUGUUAUAAAUGUGAUCCAAUUCUGCCAUUGAAGUUUUUAUUUUAUUUCUUGAUGAGAUUACAGGUUUCACUUCUCUUUGUUAUGGAUCACAUUCACUAAUCUUCCAUAAUCUUUUAUAAAUACAACACCUCCAAUAUUAAUGUGCAGAAAGUGUCCAUCAGUUCUGACUUCCAUCAGCACACCAGAAUAUCAGUGAUUUAGCAAAGCUAACUACCUUUCCUCUGAAAAAUGGGGAGGAUGUAAGCCCAGGCAAAUAUGACCAAACUUAGUCAUCUAGACCAAACUUAGUCAUCUUAGACAACCAUUUGUCUGAAAUGCAUAGUUUUUCCUGCCUGAGCAGGGUGUUGGACUAGUGUUAUUCUGCUACCUAUGUUUUGUGGGAAAUUUUGUUUCAUCGGGAGCUUUGAAUCUUCUUUGCACCAAGAAAACCAUUUAGUCAUGAGCUUUGAGUUUCUUUUAUUAUAGCUCUCUCACACCUUUUACCUAAAGAAACAAAGUAGCAUUUAUGAGAGCCAAUAUAUAAAUCUGUACAACCUUGAAUCAGAAUUAUUAGCACAAAGUUUCUAAGACAAGUAGACAAGAGGAAAAACUGAUUUUUUUAUAUAUAUAGAUGUAUUCUAUGCAGUGCUUUGGGAUCUUGAAAAAUAAUGGAAGAUGGGAAAAGAAGCUGAGAAUGCAACCUUUUAGAACCAUUGGCUUACUUUCAGAGACACAACUUGCAUAUAAUCGAAAACUAUCAAUAUUUACAAGAGAGGUAUUUUUUUCACCAGUUUAAAAGAAACAUCAAGGGUAAAAAUACAAAUUACCUGUCAAUUCUAUAACAUUUGAAAUGGCUGGAUGGAAGUAGUAUGUUAUAGAUAACAUAUAAGAUGACGAGUGUACUGAAUGUCACUGUCUACUACCAUUUUCGCACCAAGAGUUAUGCUGUUACAUGGAAGCAAAGAACAGCACUGGGGAAAAGCAGAGUGAGCAACUCUGUUUAAAUGAAGUUACUAUUAUUUGCAGGACUGGAUGGUGGCAGAGGUGAGACUGGAGAACAGAAGUAGCAAUUUAUGUAGUCCAAGCACACAAUCUGUGACCUGCAAACUGAGGUUGCCUCACCCAGGUUCCCUUCAGAAACAGUGUUUCUGUUACUCUUUUGCUUGCCAUUCCCCCAAGAAUCCACCCUAACUGAAGAUAUAGUUUUCUCACCUAAGUCUUUCUUGCAAGAACAAGAAACUUUCUUACAGGACCAAGAAAUUUUCCAUUAGCUGUGUUGUUGAAGAAUUAUAAAAUUAUACUUUACAUCAAUGAAACCAUAGAGCUCUUGCAAAAACUUGCAGUAACGAUCUAUGAUCAGAAGACACUACUAGGAAUUCUGGACAAUAACAAAGACUACCGCACAACUCACUAUAAUUACAAUAUACCCUGUGCUCAUCUAAAAAAUCUUAAUUGUAUCCUUAUCAAAAUCAUAUGAAAAAAUAAUUGCGCUAAUUUUCUAUUGAGAAUCUAUUCCACAGAAGUGAAGUCUGAAAUUGUGAAAUUAAGGAUAUGGUGAAUGCACAAUUACUGCAAAUUGUUUUUCAAGCAUGUAUUUUAACAUCUAGCAAGCUAUUUUUAUAUAGCAUGAGUUUAAUAAGAACCAAAUUGCUAUGUUAUUUUACAGACUUGCUUCUAAAAAGGUACUUUUAAUUUUUACUGAACAUUACCCAGUGAAAUGAUGCUGACUCUGCGCUUAGUAUACAGAAAUGUUUACCUUUCCAAACAUACUCAGGAACUUAACUUUUGAUAUGAUUCUUGGAGAAAACACUUGCUUAUUUCACCAUGAAAAGGUUAAGCAAUUGUAUGCAGUGAUUCCUUUGUCUGACAUGUAUAUGCUAAUAAGGCAUUAUUGUCUCAGACCCUGCUGGGACUGGAUAGGUUGGUUUAUUUUUCAAAUCUUUUUUUCCUUGUAUCCACUGUUUGCUCCUGUCCAGAGAAAAAUCCAGGAACAUGCAGACAACCUAUACAGUUUUAUGUGUAAUAAGCAGCUGCCACUUUUAAAAGCUUUAAAAACACAACCUACAAAAUCAGCAAACCUGCUAUGGGAGAUCUUCAGAAAGUUCUUGACAGAGGAGAAUAUAUUCCCUUGAAGUCUGCUCCUGUGUUUGAGAGUAAAUUUGUUCAGGUAAAUAGGAAAGGUGGAUCAAUUUACCUUCAUAAUCGUCCCAACUAUGUGACCGUGGGUAUAUGUGCCUCUAGCACAAAAUUGUCAAUGCCAAAUGUAAUGCUGCUUGCCAAUUCAUCUCCUUAUUCCUCCAAAGAAGACCUUUCAACCUAUCCAUCAUCUACCCAGCCCUCACAUUCUAAAGAAGAACUGGUACUCACCAGGUUCUUGCCUUUGCAGUUUGUAGAUCUCUCCGUUCACUCCGCUAAUAAGAGACGGCUCAAGCUUAAGCUGGUGAAUGGUCGGGCCUACUACCUAGAACUCUGUGCUCCAGUCCAGAAGCAGAGUGAGAUAUUCUCUCAGUGGGUGCGGCUCAUCAAUCUGCUGAAAUCUAAAUCUGAAGGGCCUUCAAUUAAUACUCUUUAUAAGGAUUUUGAAACCCAGGAGGACAAUAAAGCCAUCAGGAAUAAAACAAGAAUACAAGGAAAAAACACAAUAGAACCUCUUAAAAAUCAAUCAGCCAAUCAAGAGUCAACAGAACUCAGCAAAAAAGUAUCUUCCAAGCGUGUCACCUAUUCAGAUGUUGUGGGUUCUAUUGAAGAAUUUCAGAACAAAAGCCAAACCAUAGUUUCUUCUGACAGCUACAUGAAACAGCCCCAUGCAGACUCAGUGAAACAAAAUAAAUUCAGUCAAGAAUUAAGAGGGACACCUACCAGAAAGAAAAAAUCUAGGGAAAGAGCACAUUUUUCCAGAAAUGAAAAAAGACUGCAAUCUUCAGUUAUUUCCAAUGUAACUGUUUUCCCUUUGAUUAACCUUUCUUUCCCACUUCUGCUUUAAGUCACUAUGCUUUCAAACAUUUACAUUUUUCUUGUACCUCGGAUCCUCUACCGGACUUUACCCCCCCCCCCAAUCUUUGUUAUAUUCUUAUCAAUACAUGCAUGCCAAGAAGUUCACUUGUUUUCAGAACAGUGCUUUCCCCAGCUUUUCAACAUCCAUAAGGUCUACUUUUAAAAUGGUAUUUUACAGAACUAUCACAGCUACGUUCCUAUUAUACCCGAUAACUGAGAUACACAGCAGCAAUAUGUAACAGAUAAAACAAUUGAUGUUUUAAAAACUAUCCUUUCAACCUAACAAUUCUCAUUAUCUUUGAAACGGACAAAAGGGAACUGGCUUAUAAGGAGGUAUAGUUCUAAUUAUAAACAUUAAUUAGCAACUUUAAAAGAUGGAUAGUUGACUGAAGCUGGGAAAAACGGUCAGUUUUGUCUAAAUCCUCAAAAUCCUGCCCACCCAAUCUGGCCAUACACACAAACUUUCUUUUGACAUUUUUUUCUUUAUUUCAUCUCUUUCUCUUACACUUUUUAAUCUGUUUCUCUGGGCUAUAUUUUCCUCAUGUUCCUCAUGUUUUUUUACAGGAAUCCUAAAAAAUAUCAGUUACUCUGAACUACUUUAUAACAAAUAAUAUUGAAAAAUGUGCUGUCAUAUAAAUGAUAUGAAACGAAACUAAGCUGAAGAUGCAAAGUAAAAGAAGAAAGCAAGGUGAUCAGAUGGGGAAAUGGAGCGAAAUUCAGAAACUGUAUGAGUGUUCUCUUCCAGUAUAUAAAAUUACUGAAAUAUCAGUAUGCAUCAGUGUGCAUUUUUUAAAAAUGAUUUACCCACAAGAAAAAUAGGUGUACCUGAAUAUUGCUGUUAAUUCUUUAUUUCAUUCUGAUUUCUUUAAGUUACUUAUCUAUAAAUACAAAAACUAAAAAAAAACCCAAAAUACAAGAGAAAAUAAACAUAAAUUAAAUCAAACUGCCUUCACAAAAUGUACCAACUGUCUUUUUAAUUAAUUAUUAAAGAUUUAUUUAUUAAUCACUGUUUCAUAAAAUCAUGUUAUCUCUUUCCACGUUUUCUGGUACCCUUUUUCCAAUGACAAAAGGCUUUCAAUCUUCUAAAGGUGCCUUUAUGGUUUGUAUUGUUUAAAAAAAGCAAAAGUAUGUUUUUUAAAAAUAUGCUUUUUAAAUAAUGUUUUUAUUUUGUAUAUUAAAGGCAAUGGUGGAUUUUUCUUUCCCCAUCAUCUACAACUGAUGGUUGUGUGGAUUUCUUUCCUAAGUUUUGCUAUAAAACAUGUGCAUGCUUAAUAUAUUUCCUAUCAUUUUACAUAGUUUAUUUGGAAAUAUCUUUACAAGUAUAUUUAUGAUAAAAAUGGUUGAAUCAAAAGUCUACUUGUAACAUAUAAUUUCUUAAUUUUUUUCUAUAAUUUUGUACUGAAAAAAUUGAUUCCUAAUUUUAAGCCCAAUAAAAAUAUUUUACUGACAUUCAUCAUCACUUAUCAAAGAAAUUUGUAAACAGUCAGACAGGUAUACUAUACAGACGUCUUCCCAGUUUAAAUAUAUAAAAUAAACUGAUUGAUUUAUUCAGUCAAUACAACAAGCUAUGAUUUCUUUACUCAUGGUUUAUUGAAUAAGCUAUAUUUGUUUCCAUAACAAAGGAAACCAUAAAUAAGUAAACCAUUCACUUUCCACUUCUAUUAUAUAUCCUACUUUUUUUUCCCAAAAACUACUUCUAUAUUUCUCAUGGAAUUUCAUGAGCUCUUGCCUAUUGCUGUGCUUUCUCAAUUUCUCUCAGUGUCAAGUAAUUCCAGAACCAGCGUCAUUUGGAAGAAAGAUCACUGUAAUAUAGACUUUUUUUAAAAUGGCUUUACAGA
This is a messenger RNA of Crotalus tigris (Tiger rattlesnake), 8196 nucleotides long. It is a transcript of the gene GARIN2, whose product is annotated as family with sequence similarity 71 member D. Gene Ontology annotation, cellular component: nucleus. Bases 5448 to 6347 code for a protein of 299 amino acids. NCBI's taxonomy places the organism in Eukaryota, Metazoa, Chordata, Lepidosauria, Squamata, Viperidae. The transcript has 7 exons. The record is from RefSeq and is a predicted model, not a curated record.